Molecule: messenger RNA, 1365 nt
Organism: Diaporthe amygdali
Lineage: Eukaryota; Fungi; Ascomycota; Sordariomycetes; Diaporthales; Diaporthaceae
Exons: 5
Coding region: 1-1365 (454 amino acids)
Biological process (GO): carbohydrate metabolic process; chitin catabolic process
Cellular component (GO): extracellular region
Molecular function (GO): chitin binding; chitinase activity
Source: RefSeq, a predicted model, not a curated record
AUGAGAUUUCCACUGUUGGCUUUGCUGGCCGACGCUGCCACAGUGGCGUCGGCGCUGCGAUACGUAAUGUAUUACGAUCAAUACCACAAUCUGUCCCUUCCUGACCCAUCUAUUGUGUCGGAGGUCACCCACGCCGUCGUGGCAUUUGCCCCCUGCGACACUUUCCUCGACAACGCAAACUCAUCAAGCUGGCAGCCUUUCGAGACGGUCCAGAGUGUCAAAACACGAUUCUCCUCCAAAGCGAAAAUUUGUUUAAGCAUUGGGGGCUGGGGGAGCAACACUGGAUUUGAGAAGGGCUCUAUUCCUGCAAACCAAGCGAGCUAUGCGAAUAACAUCGCUAGUGUUGUUCAACGACUUGGGUUUGACUGCGUCGAUAUCGACUGGGAAUAUCCUGGUGGCGGCGGCGCUGAUUACAAACUCGGAAAUGCCGCGAGCUCAAGCGAGGAACAGAUCAAGAACUAUCCUUCAUUCUUGGGAGCUAUCAAAGGUGCAGUUGGGAAUGGGAAGGAGCUCUCCAUCGCAGUACCAGGCCUUGAAGCAGACAUGGGCGCCUUCACGCCAGCUGUCUGUCAGGCUAUCGUGCCGAACAUUGACUUCGUGAAUGUCAUGUCGUACGACUUGAUGAAUCGUCGCUCAAGCAAGACGCAGCAUCACGCUUCCGUCACUGGUUGUAAACAGAGCAUGAGUGUGUAUAUCAAAAAUGGCAUACCAGCUGCCAAACUGAAUGUCGGAUUCCCCUUCUAUGCCAAAUGGUUCACGCUUCAGGCCGAUGCUAAAUGCGAGAACCCCAUCGGCUGUAGCGUCGAGGGCUUCGAGAACGCCGAUGGAUCGGACAAUGGCUUAUCGGGCAUCUUCACUUUUGAAAACUUCAACCUUGGCAGGCCACCGAGUUCCGUUUCUACCUCGAUCAAUGGACGAUGUGGAAGUGUAGAUGGGAUACACUUGAAAUGUCCUGACGCGAAUUGCUGCAGUUCUUCAAUGUACUGUGGCACCGGAAAGGAAUACUGCGGAAGCGGCUGUCUGUCUGGUUAUGGGCUUUGCACGGCACCAGUCACAACUGAGACUUUCCAGCGCGUCUAUCAAAGUGGCCAGAGCGAUGACACAAAUGGGGGGCAGUGGUAUAUUGAUAAAAGAACCAACACUUUCUGGACGUGGGAUACUCCGUCGCACAUUGGCAGGAAAUUUACGGACGUGGUAGCUGGGUUGCAACUUGGUGGCAUCAUGGCUUGGAGUUUCGGUGAGGACAGUUAUGAUUACGCGCAUGUCAAGGCGUUGCAAACCGGCUACAAGGGCACGCAAGCUCGCGCCAAGAGAAGAAAUUUCAAGGGGGAUGCUGCUGUUGUGGCACGGCGUUCUGAUCUUUGA